Cladocopium goreaui is the source of this 7911-nucleotide messenger RNA. The record is from the annotation of a GenBank genome assembly. Lineage: Eukaryota; Dinophyceae; Suessiales; Symbiodiniaceae.
AUGUCCGGCAUAGCAUGUCAACCGUUCUCAAGAGGUGGCUCACAGCGAGGACAACAGGACAGCAGAUCUUCAUCACUUCCUGGCACUCUUCGUAUGAUGUACCUGCUUCAGUCUCCCGCGUUGAUCAUCGAAUGUGUAGUGCCAGCCAGAGACAACAUGUACGUCCGUAGCCAUUUGCAGGCCUUGGUGGAUCAGCUUGGAUACCAUGUUGUUGAAUGUUCGCUGCGCCUUGAAAAUGUUUGGUCAGCUUGCCGAUAUCGCUGGUGGGUCAUUGCCACACACCCUUGCAUCGGACCUGUGAAGAUCCCAGCCUUUCCCACAGGCUCCUCGCUAGUGGCCAGAGACCUUAUGCCGUAUGUGCAUCGAUGGCCUUCGAGCGACGAAACUCAACUUCUGUUGCAAGGACCGGAACUUGAACGUUUCCAAUUGGGUGGGCAAUCACUCAGGCAACAUCAGGUCAGGCCCGACAUCAAGCUUCCGACAGCACUUCACUCAUGGGGCAACCAGACACAGCCAUGUGAGUGUGAAUGCAGGCCGACUGGUUUCAGUGAUGAACUUCUGACCACCAAAGGCAUCUAUGCACAACUUUUGCAGCUUCCAGCCAUUGACGGACAGGCAGGUGCUUGGAGACAUUUGCACGUGCUGGAAGUUUCUUUGCUGAAUGGGGUCCCUUUGAACCUCCCUUGGGGAAGCAACCAACGGCUCAAUCUGUGUGCGAUAGGACAGAUGGCAUGCCCAAUGCACUCAAUUUGGCUGGCAGCAUCACUGGCACGUCACAUGCACAUGUUGUUCACUGAUGCCACCCCUGCAGAUCCCAAUGAACUGCUCCAGGCUUUGAAACAUGAAGUCAUGACCCAAGGACGUGAGCUCUUCCCGAAUGUCCCACGCCAGCCCAUUGCCCCUGACAGAUGUGCCAUCACCAUCCAGGAGCCAGGACUCAGUGCAUGGACUUUGGUGUUCCCCCCAACUGCGGUUGUCAAGGACUUGAUCUUGGCACAUGGACGCCUUCAUGCAAUCCCCCUGGAUGAAAUUUGGGUCAAAGAUGAUGAGAAUAACCUCACUACUCAUGAAGCCAAGCUGUCCCUGUUUCCCCGUCUCACCAUUGGCAAGUAUGAGGACUUGUACCCCAAUGACCCGUCGUUUGGAGGUGAUGAGAUGCCGCAGGAUGCUCCAGAUCUGAAUGCUGUCACGCAGAUGGACUUGUCCUCGGAACAAGAUAUGUUUGAGAACCGUCCUGAGACCAUCGACUCCCGCGGCUCAGACUCCGGCCUUUUGGUUCCGUCUUCUGCGUGCCCUUUUGACUCCACUGUCAAUGGAUUGUUGGAUUUGCGUGCCCCUCAACUGUUGGCGAUGCUACCUCCGUUGGUACCGGAUGUUGAACUCUGCAGCUCCAUGCGUCGUCCCACGGUCCCUGUUGGCACGAGAAUCUCCCUGUUAGACAAUCAGGCACAUGCAUGGGCUGAUGAUGAAGUUUGGUGGCAUUUGAGUGCCAUUGCCAUCCAGAAACCCAAAGAAACUGCCAUCCUGGAUCCUUUGAUUGCACACACAUGGCUCACCGCAGGCACACCUGCUGCAGUACAGUAUUGGGCCUCCAUGCAGCCAAGAUUCAGUCGCAUUGCAUCCGUUGUUCUGCUUGAUGGCCAUUGGACUCCCUGCAUGUGGAUUUUGAGGCCGACGGUUUUGGAAGUCAUCAUAUGGGAACAUGACGAUGUGGACAUCAAUGGCCUGAAUUGCCUCCAUGGACUUUUGAGCUCAGUUUUGGGGUUGCCACAUUUUCAUGUGUCCUGCACUCGCCGUCAGUUCGGAGAUCAAAACUGUGGUGCAGCCGCCAUUGCCUUUCUGCAGCAUCGCUUGACCGGUUCCAACCUGCCAGAAACAGCCGCUCAGUUGCAAAAUGCAGCAGAUGAACUCCGUGAGGCUUUUCGACAGUCAUUGGAAGGCUUCAACCAAGUGCCGAGACCGUGGUGCUGGGGUGCAGGAGUGACAGAUUCCACAGCCGUGCUUAGCGCGCUUUUGCAACAACAUGGAGUUCCAAGCCAAGCAGCCCCGACCAGAGCCAAAUUGGUGUUGCAAAGCCUCGGCCAAGAUGCAGUGAGGAAUGCGUUGCAAGGAGUUGCACCCUGGAGGACUCUGAAAUCAUUGGCAAACCAGCAGAAGCCAGUACUGCAACUUGUCAUACCAGACGAAUUGAACGCAGUCAUGCAGGAACGCAAGACGAAGAAGGCCACCCCCAAAGCCUCUGGUCAUUUGGUCCAACUUGGUGUACAGCCAAUUGUCCCUGUCUUCACGCAUGGUGGUCCCACAGUCCAAGAUGUCCCUGUCGCAUGUGCCCGCAUCACAGUGUUUGCCGACCAGUGGCCCCAAGACUGGUCCAGUUUGGCAGAUCAUCCGUUCAAGCAGGUUUUGCAGACCCUUCCGCCAUUGCAGACGUGCAGAGAUGACAGCUGUCAAUGCGGCAAAUGGCACCCGACAGGUUCUGACUCAGCCCAAGAUGCCUUGCUUGAUGUGUUUCGCCGGCAGUUUUUCACGGACUCAGGUCGACCAACCAAACAUGCGCAGGCAAGCCAUUUCAGCGUCCAGGUCAGAUACCUUAAGUCCCAGGAACUGGCACUUUUGCAGCUGUCCGGACUACAUGGAGUGUAUCUUGAGCCCAGGUUGCCAGAUGCUUCCGCCCCGACAGAUGAGUACCAGGUCGUAUGGCUCCCACAGGCCGACUUUGCCACCGCCCAGCACCAGUCCAAAUGCGAGCCGAUGAGCCUUGGCCUUGCGAGAUCCGGCCGGCGAUAUGGACUUCGAGUCACUGCCAAGAACUUUCAGCAAGUGUUCCAGAAGCUGAAGCCGGAAGGACAGUUUUUGUCUCCAGGUACGAGGCUUACUUGGCAAUGCGGCCCAUUCCCAUAUGGCAGCGACCGUAAGUCCAUCGGCCGUGUCUUUGCUGAGUGGGCUUGGCAGGCGAGACCUCUCCAACCUGCCCGACCAAUUUCCGGUGGCGUGAUGUGGCUUGUUCAAUCGGUGACAGAUCCUCCACAGCUGGUGUACAACAUGCAACAUGGCCAGGUGAUGAUCUCACGUUGCGACUCCGUCCGGGAAGGCAUGGCAGAGCAUGGCACGGUGAUUGGUCCGCAGAGCACCAUCGAACUGUGCUCAUCCACCAGUGCCCAGGACCCGUGGACAGUCCACGAUCCAUGGCAACAGGCCUUGACAAAAAUGCCUGCCCCACCUGCGCCUACCAUGACCCCACAGCUCCAGGAGCUGGAGGAGCGCCUGGAACGCAGCAUCAUGGAGAAGCUUCCCAUGGAUCGCAUGGAAACAGACGACACUGAAGAUCGCCUGCAGACGUUGGAGAAGCAGAUGCAGCACCUUGCGUCACGCCACCAGGCGUUGGAGGGGACAGUGGCCGAAAACCAUCGCCAGCACUCUGCACAGGUUCAGACCUUGCAAGCCCAGAUGAUGUCCCAAAUGGAGGUGCAACGUACCCACAUGUCCAACAUGUUCGAGGACCAAAUGAACAAGCUUGAGACCAUACUUGCAAAGAAAGGUUCCCCCUUGCCUGCUCGGAUCAACACCAAUGAUGCUGGCCAAUACUCUGGAGUUGCGACCAUAGCUCGAGUUCCUGCCCGCGCACUUUGCGCUUGCUGGCCCCAAGACCUUUUUGAAACCGGCCGAGUUCAAAUCACUGGCACGUUCAUCAAUCAAACCUGGAUCACAGGCGCAGUCAUGUAUGGCUACCCACAAGGCAAAGUCCACCACAAUGCUUUGGCCCGUUCCUCCGAGAUGUUGGAAUUUUUGAUCAGCCAUAUGACUCAGGUUGCCUCUGGACCAAGGUAUCUGUGCGGUGACCUCAACCAUGAAAUGGACCAACUCCCAGCUCUCCAGCGCCUGGUCCAGCUAGGCUGGCGUGAAGCCCAAGACCUUGAAUGCCUGCGUACUGGAACCCAACCUCAACCGACGUGCAAGGGAUGUACUCGCAAGGACAUGCUGUGGAUUUCGCCAGAGUUGGUGCCGUUCUUUCGGUGUGCCUUCGUUGACCAUGAUCGUUUUGCAGAUCACUCCGUGUUGCGAGCAUUCUUUGCCUUGGAUGGUGCGCUUUCCAAACGAUACCUGUGGCCGAAGCCCAAGCCGGUGCCGUGGAACGUUGUCCUGCCACUUGACCAGCCAGUGGAUUUUGCUGAAGGCUCCCCCACGGAAGUGUACAAGCAGCUCUGGCAAGCCAAAGAGGCAUUGGCCAAAGACCACUUGGGUGAACAAUGGCAAUACCAAAUGCAGGGCCGAGGCCAAAGAACUGAGCCCUUAGUGCGCAGAGGCUGGGCAGCACCGCCUCGCAAAGGCCGCUCCAGUGACUUCCAACCUGCGUUCCAUGGUUACAACGUUCAGCACAGCCGAUGGCUACGUCAACUGCGGAGACUGCACAAUUACCAUCGCUGGGCCAUGCAUCACUAUGGCACUGCUGUUGCCAACCAACAACUUCAUGGCACUAUGCUUUGGGCCAGUGUCCUGAAGGCAACUGGAUUUGGUCCCUCUUUUCAGGCAUGGUGGAUUUCCCGGCAAUGCAUUGGACUUCAAGACCCUGCGUCCGUGCCGACCCUUCCACCUGAUGCAAACCAUGCGUGCCAAUUGUGUGAAGCCUUUCAAGGUGAGCUGCGAGCCUUUGAACGUACGUUGAACGCCGCCAAGAAAGCAGCCAAGGUUUGUGCCCACAAACGCAAUCAAAACUUGAUCUACAAGGACACCAAAAGGCCUACCCCAGAACCUGUGACCAGCCUCUUGGUCACCAAAAAGGCCAAGGUUGCUGAAAUCAGACCGGAGGACAGUGCGGUACUCCUUGACCAGCCAGUCUUGUUUGAUGCCCAAGAUCCGGUGGUGGUAGGGAAUAUGCCAACCACCAUCAUUCAUGCCACCGCCGACACAUUGUACCUGUCUGACAUUGCCGAUGCGCAAGUGGGUCAUCAAGUCACUCAGACCCAGCCAGUUGGUGCACUUGAUGAAGUUUUUGCCGCAUUCCAUACCCAGUGGAAGCUUAGGUGGUGCAAACACGAUGACAUCCCCCACAGCCACUGGGAUCAGCUGGUUAGGUUUGCCCGACACCACCUUCCCAGACAUGACCUUGUGCCAGUAAACAUCACACCAGACUUGCUGCGUGCCGAAGUUGCCUCCAAGAAGUCCCAGGCUGCUACCGGCUUAGAUGGCGUCAGCAGAGCAGAUAUCCUCCACCUGGACCGCAACAGCCUGACCAGUUUGUGCCAGCUAUACCACCGAGCUUGUAGUGAUGGAAGUUGGCCUUUGCAGACAGUCACCGGCAGUGUGGCGUCACUGGCAAAAAGAGAAGGUGCAGCCAGCACCCAAGACUACAGGUUCAAGGUGCGUGACUCAUACAGCACUGGCUUCACCACCAGCACCGGACUUGCAGAAGGCUGUGCCCUCAGCUGCUAUGGCAUGUUGAUCAUGGAUGACAUCAUGCACCGCUACAUAGCAGCGCAAUACCCAUUGCUGAGGGUGCUAAGCUUUGUGGACAAUUGGGAUUUCAUCACCUGGAAUGCCCAAGCCGCUACACAGCAGUUGGAUGCACUUCUUGAAUUUGCCAGCCUGGCCGACCUGACAGUUGACCGCCAGAAAACGUACGCCUGGUCCACCUCAGCCGAGGUCAGAGCCAACCUGAGGUCGCUUGGAAUCCCGGUCAAACAUGCGGCCAAAGACCUGGGCGCUCACGUGGCAUUCUCACGCCAGCACACCAACAGCACGGUUACCAGUCGCCUUGAUGCUCUGACACCUUUCUGGACUCAGCUUCGCCAAAGCCGUGCCAGCUACCGGUCCAAGUUGCGGGCGCUGCGAACUGUGGCAUGGCCACGAGGCCUUUUUGCUGUUGAGAGUGCCCCGAUCAGUGACAACACCUGGUUAUGCCAAAGACGCCAUGCAAAUAAGGCUCUCAGUAUGGACAAACCUGGUGUCAAUCCCAUGUUGUUGCUUGGCCUUGUUGAAGCCUAUGUGGAUCCUGAGUUUGUUGCCCUGAUCCGCACGGUAGGAGAGACCCGUCUUAACUGCCCCCUGGACUUUUGGGCUUCUGAUCUUUUUCCACUUGCAGCCGGCAUCACCAACAGUCCACCAUCUUCUCCGGCGGCUGUUUUGCUUGGACGCAUCCAGAAAGUUGGCAUUGCCAUCAAACCCACAGGGCACUGGGAAGAUCGAAUUGGCCUUUUCCAUCCAGCUCAUGUCAACUUUGCUGAACUAUGCCACAGGCUGCAAUGGCAAUGGCACCAGUAUGUCUGUGCGGCAGUCUCUCACCGCAAAGAUUUUCAUGGUCUUGACAUGGUUGACACCACCACCACACGUCAAGCCAUCAAUCGCCUGGCUGUUGAUGAUCAAUCAAUGCUCCGCCUUAGCCUGGCCGGGGGCCUUUUCACCCAAGAUGCCCACGUGCACUGGAAUGAAGGUACAGGCUCCUGCAAGUGGUGUGGUCAGCUGGACUCCCUGCGCCACCGAUACUUCGAAUGCCCCAACACCUUGGACUUACGCACCAGCUUGGCUCCUGAUGUGCUCCCUCUUUUGCAUUUGCUCCCGGAAGCCAUGGUCUUGCGCAGCUGGGCUAUUUACCCGCCCACUCACCUUGCGUGGCUCCGUUUGUUGGACUCUGUGCCCUGUGCGGUCCCGUCCCUGGCGUGUGCGUUCAAACCUGGUGUCCUCAAUCACGUUUUCACUGACGGUUCUUGUCUGUGGCAAGCGGACCCUGCCUUCCGUGUUGCGUCGUGGGCUGCCAUCCUUGCUGAUCCGUGUUCCCCUGAGUGGAAUUUCAGUUGUGGUGGCGUUCUGGGUGCGGGCCAUGCCCCUGGACUUUGCCAAACCUCCUACCGUGGUGAGUUGUUUGCGUUGGCCGUCAUCCUCCACCAUGCAGCGCUAGGGGCUUUCAGGGUAAAAGUGUACUGUGAUUGUUUGGGGGUAGUAAACAAAUACCACCGGCUCACCUCGGGAAGAACUGCGCUCAAACCUAACUCUGCCAGCGCUGACCUUUGGACAUGGGUGCUGGCGUCAGUUGCUAUGUUGGGUACAGAUGGAUGCGAGGUUGUGAAGAUCCCAGCCCAUCGGAAGUUGCACCAGGCGAAGAGCCGCACUGAGGUUUGGCAAUUCUGGCAUAACAACGUUGUGGAUGGAGUGGCCAAGCACGCCAACCUUGACAGGUCGCCGCAGUUUUGGGAUCAAUGGAAGCUCCACGUGGACCAGACGAUGGCGGCCAGAGUUUUGCACGAACAGGUAUGCGCCCUGCACAUUGCAGUUGCCCGCCGCAGUGUACAAACAGAGGCACAGGUGACGCUGGAUGAGGUGCCUAUUGCGCAACCUCGACAGUUGCGCAUUUUCCCUGUGGAGUUCAACACUGCUGCGUGGAGAGGCGACAUCCCUUUGAAGUUUGCAACUGAAUACGGAGCCGGCUUGGCGCGUCGGAUUUGCAGAUGGUGGCAGGCUCGGACAACCAGUGAUGAUGCUGGUGAGACCCGCUGGAUCAGCUUCGCGCAUUUGUACGUUGAUUACCAACUUACAUUUGGUUGCCCAGGACCGGUGAAGCAUGGAGCUCAGUGGUUGGACGCGCAGACCAGGCCCUAUUUGGACCCGGAGCGGCAUCCGUUUUUGGUGCGCCUCAAAUGGUUCAGGCGUUGCUUGAAAAUGUUUUGGAAGCUUACUGGCCAAACUGUUGGAAUGAACGCUUGCAAAGUGGAAGGGGAUUCCAUACAAAGUUUCGUCAACGCAGCCUCCAUUCGGUGGUGCUAUUUUAGCUGGAGUGGAGCAGAGCAUUGGAUAGCAACUGCCUGCAAAGGGCCUUGCUGCAGAGGAACGAGAGCCUUGGAGGCCUUACCUCUGGCCCGGCGGCAGGCCAAAUUUGCGCUGUUGGAUGAAGCGCUGUUUCACGGCACUGACUGUGCUUAG